Messenger RNA from Heterostelium album PN500, 1551 nucleotides. RefSeq lists its product as uncharacterized. NCBI's taxonomy places the organism in Eukaryota, Evosea, Eumycetozoa, Acytosteliales, Acytosteliaceae. Bases 1 to 1551 code for a protein of 516 amino acids. The transcript has a single exon. The record is from RefSeq and is a predicted model, not a curated record.
AUGAAUUCAUUUUGGGAAGACGACGGAGAGGAUACAGAGAAUGAAGAGACAUUCAAGACUGUGAUUAAAGCAACCAAUUUCAUAAAUGAUGAAGAUGACGAUGGUGGUGCUUGGAAUUCACCGACCAACGCUGAGUUGUCAAGUGACUGGGGAGAAGAUCCAUUCAAGGGAAAACAAGCUGGUGCUGGUGGUGCCAAGAAGAACAACAAGGACAAGAAACCAAAGAAUAGCAACCAACAACAACAACAACAACCAUCAACAACAAACAAUGUAGAAACAACAGAUACUACUGAUGGUGACAACAACAACAACAGUAACAGCAACAACAACAACAACACAAAUACUACAGAUGUAAAAGAUGUAUUAGUAAAUGAAAAUCCAGUUGAUCAUCAACAAUUUGAAGAUCAACAACAAUCAUCAUCAUCAAAUAAUAAUAUAGUUAAACAAAAAAAAUCAAAUAUAAAUGAUGAAACACAAUUUCCAAGUUUGUCAACAAAGAAUCAAAAAAUCAAAAGAAAAACACCACAAACCUCAGGUGACAAUGAUGACAGUAAUGACAAUGAGAAUGAAGCUGAUGAUCACCAACAACAACAACAACAAUCUUCAUUACCAUCAUCAACCGGUAAAUCAUGGAGUCAAUUACUUUUGGAGAGAAAAGAUGAUUUCGAUCAAAUCGAUAAGGAGAGAGAACAGAAAGAAAAGGCAGACAAGGAGAGAGAGUUAAACGCCGACGUCGACCAAUCAAGUGCACAAGAGACAACACGUUCUGCACCAUUGAUCAUCAAGGCACAAAAGUCGGUCCAUUCAUACCAGCCACUCACAAGUAAGAGCAGCACUAAGUCUAAGCCAGUCAACAACGUUGAAGUUGUCACACCAACACCAACACCAACUCCUACUCCUGUUGCUUCAAACCAAACUAAAAGUAGUAGUACUACAUCCAAGUCUACAGCAGCAACAGCAAAGACAGAGACUAAACAACAACAACAACAAUCAACAAAGAGUGCUUCUAAAACAACUUCAACACCAACACCAACACCAGCUCCUGCUCCUGUAUCAACACCAGCACCAAAGUCUGAAACUAAACAACAACAAUCAACUUCAACUUCAACAUCAAAACCAAAUGUAACUAAUAAUAAAUCUAGUACUACUAAAGUAAAUAAACCAACAGCACCAACACCCACUCCAUCAGCACCAGCAAAGUCUGAAACUAAGCAACAACAACAGCAGCCAACUAAGACUACUACUAAAGUAGAUAAUAAAUCAUCUACCAAAACAACUACACCAACAACAGUAACAGCAACUAAGAAUAAUACUCAAACAGCUAAACCAGAAGUUAAACAACAACAACAACCAGCUGUAGCAUCAACAUCAAACAAAAAGAAGAAAUCAAAGUCAAAAGAAACAGUAGUUACCACUUCAAACGUAGAGUCAUCAUCCACUUGGAAUAGAACAAUCAUCUCAAUUCUCAUUGUAGCAGUUGCUUUUGCAGUUGCAACCAAACUACCAGAGAUUAUGAUUACUCUCGGUAGUCUCACAUCACAAAAGAAAUAA